This is a messenger RNA of Suillus bovinus, 1764 nucleotides long. RefSeq lists its product as uncharacterized. The transcript is spliced from 6 exons. NCBI's taxonomy places the organism in Eukaryota, Fungi, Basidiomycota, Agaricomycetes, Boletales, Suillaceae. The record is from RefSeq and is a predicted model, not a curated record. Gene Ontology annotation, molecular function: protein binding. The coding region runs from base 30 to 1622 and encodes 530 amino acids.
GUUUAACUCCUUUCUUCAAAACCAUCACCAUGGCGGUUGGUUUAUUGUCGCUUCCUACAGAGCUAAUAUGUCACAUUCUACUCUUCCUCACCCCCGAGGACAUUUGUCGCUGUGCAAUUAUCUGCAAAAUUGUCUGGGGUGCAGCUCAAAAUUCGGUCCACAUCCAAUACAAGCUUGAGCUAUAUGCCCAAGGCCUCAAUGAGACCGAUUCCGCAGAUGCAGAUUCCAUCGCCAUUGCAAGAAAGAUGUCCUCACUCAAGAACUUGGCAUCCUUGUGGCGAUCUGGUUUCCAUGUCAAUACUGUUUUCCAGGAUGUGGUUGCUUCAAACGAUCCUCGCAUACAGCCACAGUCCAUGAAAUGUGGGACUUUAUGGGUAUGGAGAAUGAACACUCUUUUGGUUCGAGACUGCAAGGACAAGACCAAAACCUCUCAAGUGUGGCCUAAACAUGACUUAUUCAAACAGUCUGUACAUAUACACAACUUGGUUGCGUGUUCAGUCGUCGUCGACCCACUGCAGGAUCUUGUAGUCGCAAUCUCAGCGCCUUCUGUGUUUCAUUCGGGCGAUGCUCAGCAAGAUCACCCCGUCUGUUGGGUCGACUUUUGGCAGGCUCAUCCCGGCUUCCGCAUCCGGACUCUGCAAGCACUUCAUUGGAAUGCAGGCAUGCCGGUGAAUCUACUGCACUUUUCCGUCAUUUGUAUUGUGGGUGGGCCUGCAAUUUGUGGGGAUCGUGUAGUUAUGCUCUAUUACACGAGGCAUCGCACUUCACGGAACACGGUGGGCGCGUCCAACAUGUUCAUACAACUUAUAGAUUGGAGGAAAGGUCGUGUUAAAAGACAUGCCUUAAGUGAAUCAGGAGAGCCAUUGUUUUACGAUUUACAUCUAGUCGACAAACACACAUUGGUUAUCAUCGAUUCAAAAGGUCGUAUAAUCUUGUACACAUUACAAGGACUUGAUGACACACCUCGGCAUCGAAUCACUUAUCUCCUUCCCAUUCUGAAACCUGGCCGUAAUUCAGCACCCCAGGUCGUGCCACACUAUGUUGUUUACGCCUCCCCAUCGUUCCACGGUACAGUAGCUCACCCAGAUCUAAUGCCCAGCUACGUACCCUCUAUGGAGUCACAGAUUAUGGUUCUAGAAACUCUCCCUGCCUCGUGGCCUGUAAUAAUGGUCAUUGAUAUGGCCAUGUUUUCAGAAAAGGCCAUACAAUCAGAGACUCGUGUUGAGAUUCCGUGGUCAGACUGGGGGACCCAAGUAUACAUGGUGCUUUCCGCAUCAUCCAAGCCACCGAAUCAUGGAAGCACUCUCCAUCGAGGGACAAUUCUACCGACUCAUUGCUCGCUCAGAAAUAUACAUGACCCCAAUUUACCAGGAGUUGUGAUCCGCAAGCCUGUUUGGUUUGCUCAGUCGUGCCUUGACGAAGACUUCACCUCCAACCGUCCUUACAUGGCUUCUGUCUGCGCCGAGCCUUUUUCGAUGCAUUACCUUGACAGGAUUUUCUUAGAACAAGAUCGACUUACUGUAACGAGGUCACCUCCUAGCCUCAUUGAUAUUCAGGUUUUUUCACCCGUGCCGAUGGAGGUUAGCUUGGAGCCUGAAAGACAUAGAGAAAAGUCGUUUUAAUAUGUUUUAAGGCUCCUGGAGGACAACGGGUGUUGUCACUUCGAAAGAAUUGCGUAAAUGCUUACUUUGACAUAGGUAGCAAAUGUAUAGUAUUCUUAGUUGCGACUCGAAUGUGAUCGUUUAUGAUAUCCGCACAAUCAAA